UCAUUGUGAGCCGCGACGCGAAUCAAGUUUUUUGCUGACUGCAGUAUCUUUAUUUUCUGUUGGCUAGAUUUGUAGAAUAAAAUAUAUUGUAAAACUGUUAAUUCACCUCACUGUUGUUUUAAGUUUGAAUCUCGGUGUAGUUUUCUGCUAAAAUGAACUUUAGGGGUGGUUAUACGUUUGAAGACAAUUCAGUUGACGACGUACCCAAUCCAUUCGAAGAUUUUAGUGAUUCCGGACACAGGAACCAACAGUACAACAAUGCAUAUGGUGAUUACCAGGGUGGCUACGGCCCCCCAACACGGUCAAAUAAAUCUAAGAUAUUCCAAGGCCCUGGGCCGCAAAGAAAUAAGAGGACUCCGGCUAUAUGGGGUAGGGGAUUUGGACCUAAUGGGCCACCAUUCACUUCAUCAACUAGAACCUAUGAAGAACGGGCUGUGAAAUAUUUAGUUCGGUGUGGCCUCCCAAUGAAUUCUGUAAAAAAUUUGCCUGCAGACCUUUUGGAAUUACUGCAACCCCAUUACUGUGGUUUAUGUGGUCAAAAUUUUGAAUCAUUUCAAAUGUCUCGUUCACAUUACAUUUCUAGAAGACAUGCGAAAAAUAAAUCAAAAUGGCUUGGUCAGCAUCAUGGAAAACCGCCUCAAGGGUUCAACGAGGCCUUUCAAGCACCAUUCCGAUCACGGGACAUGUACUGUGAACUAUGCGAUGUGCAGAUCACAUCGAAAAUCCAUGCUGAUUCUCAUUACUCUGGAAAAUCGCACCGCUCAGUGGUGGAUGGUCGCAAGAAGCCGAAGAACGUGAAUUUACUGAAGCCCGGCAUGGAGCGACGCAUCAUUAACUUAAUUCGUCGUGAGAAGAAAUUCCUGAAAAUGAGUGCUCAGGAAGCGCCAGUGGAAGUUAAGGAGCCCGCGAAGAUACAGUCGGACCUAUUCUGCGAGAUUUGCAAGACUUCAGUAACCUGCACAGAGCAGAUGACCUCCCAUCUGAACGGGAAGAGGCAUCUCCAGAAGGAAAAGCAAUACAUCUUGAAGGCUAUGCAAGGGGGAAAUCCUGCGCAAACUGAGUCAAACGAUGCUGAAAACCAAGUGGAAGACAAUGGUGACGCCGAACAAGAUGAAGGGAAUGAUGAUGUGGCUGAAGAAGCUGAGAAUGGUAGCAAAGGUGAAAAGGAAGCAGAUGAUGCAGAAAAUGAGGAAUGGGGUGAUGAAUGGGAUUAAAGUUGUAAACCAGUUUGCGUUUUACACAGGUUCAAGACCUUACUUUUGUUUUAAGUUACUAUAGUUUAUUUACUAUUCUAUCAAAAUGUAAUGUAUUAUGUGUAAUUUUUUUUUGUAUGGUGUGAAAAUUACAUAGUGAAUAAAUAAGUAAUUAGUACAUAACUA
Molecule: messenger RNA, 1379 nt
Organism: Pectinophora gossypiella (pink bollworm)
Lineage: Eukaryota; Metazoa; Arthropoda; Insecta; Lepidoptera; Gelechiidae
Gene: dbf
Exons: 11
Coding region: 153-1214 (353 amino acids)
Molecular function (GO): zinc ion binding; nucleic acid binding
Source: RefSeq, a predicted model, not a curated record